Messenger RNA from Scleropages formosus (Asian bonytongue), 2617 nucleotides. RefSeq names its product F-box and leucine-rich repeat protein 8 (gene fbxl8). Bases 244 to 1362 code for a protein of 372 amino acids. The record is from RefSeq and is a predicted model, not a curated record. The transcript has 2 exons. Gene Ontology annotation, molecular function: protein binding. Lineage: Eukaryota; Metazoa; Chordata; Actinopteri; Osteoglossiformes; Osteoglossidae.
GCCUCCUAUAGCGUCACACAUCAUGACGUAGAAGGAAAAACUUGCAGUGGGAAAGACGUCUCUCCUUUUGACGUUCCAGUGCUCUAGUACAUUUAUUGUAUCGGUAACGGGAGUGACUAGUAUGGGACCGAUUGGACAUCUUUGUACUAAGGUGCAACAAAAUACAGCUUGCUUUCUUACGUAACAGCAGUAACGGUUUAAAGUAUUUUGCUACUUGUACUAGUGAGUGUAAGUAAUUAAAGUAUGGAGUUCCCGGAAGAGGUAUUAGCGCACAUUUUUUCCUACCUGUCGCUGUGGGACAGAUACAGCUCCUCUCUGGUCUGUAGGGCAUGGGCCGAAACAAUGACACACCCUUCUGUGUGGUACUACACCGAAGUGAGAUGCGAGUCUGGAGCGGAAAACUGUGGCCUCCAGCGUUUCUGCCAGUUGCUGAACAUGGUCAAGCACCUCAAAAUCAUUGUGUGUCAGCUGAAGGAGGUGGCGAGCCGCGACAUGGCUGUUCGAGUGCUGAACCUAGCUGCUGACGGAGACAACCGCCUGAGGAAGCUCUGCAUCUCCUGCACGGGGGACUUCCCUCUCUUCUAUUCCGGCGAGGACAUCUUGAGGAGCAUCGAGGCCGUGCUGCUGAACGAGACCAGUGGUCUGUCGCUCCGGGAGGUGGACUUCAGGGAGAUGCCUUUUACGCUCAGCGAUCAGCUGAUCAGAAAUGUGGCCCAUCGGAGUCCAGAAUUGCGGAAGCUCUACAUUAAUAACCAGACCCUGGUCUGCAAUGUGGCCUCUGACACAAUUCAGGAGGUGCUGGCAUCCUGUCCGCAGCUCAGCGUCCUGGGGGUGUUCUACGCCAGCCUGUCAGAGAAAGUUCUUAGUGAACUCCUCUCACCUCAAAGAGCCCCGUUCCAGUUGCUGGAGUUGUUCUGCGAGCGCUCCGACAAGUACGUGCCAUGCAUCUCCAACGAGUUCUGGGGGGGCCUGCGGAAGAGGCACCCAUCCCUUGCUGUCAACAUCAUCCUCAACCACACCCUGCCAGCCAGGAAGUUCCUAAAGAUUCUGCAGCCGGACAUGCCUGUGCGUGAACUGGAGCUUAUCACCUACACGUACCUGGUGGGCGAGAUCCAGUUCGUUACCACCAACUACGGACCUUCGCUGGAAAAGCUGGUGCUGCAGACGACCUCUUCUGCAGAGCUGGACUCAGCACUGGUAGACCUAGCUACAUGCUGCCCCCGUUUGAGGGAGAUCCACUGCUAUUGUGUGGUGUCUCUGCCUGUGGUCCAGGCUUUUCUCUCCAGGUGCCCACUCUUGUGGAGGUACACUCUGAAGACCCGAAAGGAACCCCAUCCAUGGACGUGCACUGUGCUAAAGUGAGGCGGAGGGCAGAUAGACUGACUGUAAAGAUGGAAAAGUAUGGUUUUCCUGGAAAAAUCCAGUCUCACAAAAAAACACAUAAAAUAUCAUUUGAUAUAAUUCAGCAAAAAAGCCCUGAGAUAAAAAUAUCAUAAAGUUUAAAGCAACCAUUGUAAUUUCUCGCAGAGCUUACUGUACAAGUACAAAGGGAAUGUGCAAACAUGGCAGCCAGGAAAAUAGGCUAAUUUCCAAUGCAUUUAAAAGUUCAGUUACAUUUGAUAAGCAGAGGGACAACAGCAGCAGACCUGCACUUGCUCAUCACCAUUAAACUUGCCCAGAGAGGAGGCUUCUAGGUCAUAGGCCAGGCCUGAGACUCACCUCAUUACUGGGGCUACUGCAACAUCACCAUAAAUGAAAAUCAACUAUUAACACACUUAAAAUUAUAAAUGGAAUGAAUCUACACUGGGAAACACAUUAAGACUUUUCCUAAAAAAUGUCAACUAAAUUGCAACUUGCUCUAAAACAUCUUCUUGAACAUUAUGUAUGGUUAAAAAGAUGAAAGAAUAUCUGAUCCAGUAAAUUUUUACAUCCCAGUAGGAAGGAAAGAGGGCACUCACAGUGAAAAUAGUCUGAAACAGGACCUUCUGUGUCAGAAUGCGUUCAUUCACAUUAAAAGAAUAAAAGUGUGCCUCAGAUGUUUUUAAAAAAAUCAAAAAAUUUAAAACUUGAUUAGUCUUUUUAUUGUAAUAAAACUGUUAAACGUAUGAACAACUUUUAACUUCGUGUGUCACGCAUACAAGAAAUGUAAUAAUGCAACUUCAUAAGCAGAAUUUCCACUGAUUGCACUGAGGUUAUUGCAGUUUCACUCGUUCACAAAUGCAUUUUAUUACUCAUAAUUUGAGCAGCUGUACCUUGGAAGCUGAUGAUUACCAAGGGCAAUAAACGUGUGGUUUUGAAAUUUCUUUAAAGAAAACAUAGGGAUGGUGUUGGAAUGACUUGACUUUUCAAGGGAAUAAAAAGGAGUGCUCACAAGUACAACUUGCGGUGGCUUUGUCUUUUAUCCUGAGGUUGUUCAGGUGAGAGCAGACCCCAAAGAAUCUUCUUCCUUCAAGACAGGCAUAUGGACCAGCUAACUCGAACCCUGAUUUCUCCAAAAUACGAGAGGCCUAAUAGAAAAUGCUGUUGCUCAACACUCCUUGGAGUUUAUCCUGAAUUCCAUUUGCAGUAGACAGUUAUACUACUGUUGUUAUUUUCCUUCAAUUGUAUAUGAAUUAUA